This is a messenger RNA of Erigeron canadensis, 4349 nucleotides long. RefSeq names its product NPC intracellular cholesterol transporter 1-like. The transcript has 38 exons. The record is from RefSeq and is a predicted model, not a curated record. Gene Ontology annotation, molecular function: lipid carrier activity. The coding region runs from base 147 to 4034 and encodes 1295 amino acids. NCBI's taxonomy places the organism in Eukaryota, Viridiplantae, Streptophyta, Magnoliopsida, Asterales, Asteraceae. Gene Ontology annotation, cellular component: membrane.
CCACUCCUAUAAAAUUCAAUUCCUUUAAAUUCAUUCUUUCUAACUUCUCUCUGUUUUUGUUCCUCCCACUUCCCAACACUCCGGUCACCGGAUUUCUUUACUACAGCAAAAAGAAGAGAAAAACACGGCGUCAUCACACCGUGAUAAUGAAGCUAUCUUUUUUCCGGCUUUACACAACAUUGGUUUGUUUUCAGGUCUUGUUGUUUAUAUCUAUAUGCAGUGCAGAAAGGUCUGAUUCACGAAUACUACAGACUACCAAUGACACGUUGAGGGAAAAACAUGUUGAAAACUAUUGUGCAAUGCAUGAUAUAUGUGGAGCAAGAAGUGACGGGAAAGUAGUGAACUGCCCUUUUGGUGCUCCAUCUGUAAAGCCAGAUGAUUUAUUAUCAGCCAAGAUUCAGAGUCUGUGUCCAACAAUUUCAGGGAACAUCUGUUGUACAGAGGCUCAGUUUGAUACAUUGCAUUCACAAGUCCAACAAGCGAUACCUUUUUUAGUUGGUUGUCCAGCAUGCUUAAGAAAUUUUCUGAAUCUCUUUUGUGAGCUUACAUGCUCUCCACAUCAGAGCCAGUUCAUCAAUGUGACUUCUAUUUCCAAGUUGAAGAAUAAUUCAACUGUGGGUUCGAUUGACUACUUCGUAACUGACACUUUUGGAGCGGGUUUAUUCGAUUCAUGCAAGGAUGUGAAGUUUGGUAGUAUGAAUUCUCGGGCAAUUGAGUUUGUUGGUAAUGGAGCUAAGAAUUUCAAAGAGUGGUAUGCUUUCAUUGGUCGAAAAGCAGGCUUUCAGAUUCCAGGAUCGCCCUAUCCAAUUAAUUUUCGGUCCGACGUUGACAUGUCAAGCGGAAUGAAACCUAUGAAUGUCACUACUUAUUCAUGUGGUGACACAUCACUAGGCUGUUCUUGUGGUGAUUGUCCUUCAGCUCCUAUAUGUUCUAGUUCCUCCCCUCCAUCAUCUCAUGUAAAGGGUUCUUGCUCAGUGAGGAUUGGCUCUCUAAAGGUGAGAUGCAUUGAAAUAUCACUAGCGAUAGUAUACAUUUUAUUGGCUUCCUUGUUUCUUUGGUGGGGAUUGUACCAUAAAAGAGGAGCAAGGAACCCAGCUUUGAGAACUAAAUCAAUGAUGAAUGUGAAUAACGGUGGUCAAGUACAGCAGGUCCGUGGCAAAAAGGAUAAGAAUAUUCCCAUGCAGAUGUUGGAGGAUAACCCUCAAAUCACAAGUGGGGUCCAGCUUUCACCUGUGCAAAGAUACAUGGCAAAUAAAUUCAGGUUAUAUGGAACAUGGGUUGCUAAAAAUGCAAAUCUUGUCUUAUUCUCUUCAUUGUCUAUUGUCCUUCUUCUUAGUUUAGGCUUAAUUCGUUUUAAAGUAGAGACACGGCCUGAGAAGCUUUGGGUAGGCCAUGGGAGUAGAGCUGCAGCAGAGAAAGAAUACUUUGAUAGCCACCUGGCACCUUUCUACAGAAUCGAGCAGCUCCUAUUGGCAACCAAACCUCAGGCUGCACAUGAGAAACCGCCUACUAUUGUCACUGAGGAAAAUAUCAAGUUGCUUUUUCAUAUACAAGAGAAGGUUGAUGGAGUUCGAGCAAAUUAUAGUGGAUCGUUGGUUUCUUUGACGGACAUAUGCAUGAAACCUCUAGGCGGGGCUUGUGCCACACAAAGUAUUCUCCAGUAUUUCAAAAUGGAUCCUAAAAACUAUGACAACUUUGGGGGCGUUGACCAUGCUGAAUACUGCUUUCAGCAUUAUACUUCUGAUGAGAAUUGUUUGAGCGCAUUCAAAGGACCACUAGAACCCAGCACAGCAUUAGGAGGUUUCUCUGGUAACAAUUACUCUGAGGCUUCUGCAUUUAUUAUAACUUAUCCCGUGAACAACGUAAUUGAUAAAGAAAGCAAUGAAACCAAAAGGGCUAUUGCUUGGGAGAAGGCUUUCAUUCAGUUGGUCAAGAAUGAGCUCCUAGAAAUGGUGGAAUCCAAGAAUUUGACACUAUCCUAUUCCUCUGAAAGUUCUAUCGAAGAAGAACUGAAAAGAGAAAGUAGUGCUGAUGUUGUUACAAUUUUGAUAAGCUACCUUGUAAUGUUUGCUUAUAUAUCCUUGGCAUUGGGUGACACUCCUCGCUUCACUUCCUUCUAUAUUUCUUCCAAGGUAUUGCUAGGCCUUUCUGGAGUAAUACUUGUCAUGCUGUCUGUUACUGCAUCAGUUGGUUUUUUCAGUGCAAUUGGAGUAAAAUCUACACUUAUCAUCAUGGAAGUCAUCCCUUUUCUUGUUCUGGCUGUGGGGGUAGACAACAUGUGUAUUCUGGUACAUGCAGUUAAACGGCAGCAGGUGGAGUUGCCUUUAGAAGGUCGAAUAAGUAAUGCACUUGCUGAAGUUGGUCCAUCUAUAACUCUAGCUAGUUUAUCUGAGUUUUUAGCAUUUGCUGUUGGAAGCUUUAUUCCUAUGCCAGCAUGUCGGGUGUUUUCCAUGUUUGCAGCACUGGCUAUUCUCUUAGACUUCCUUCUGCAAGUUACUGCAUUUGUCGCUUUAAUUGUUUUUGAUUUUCUAAGAGCCGAGGACCAAAGGAUUGAUUGUUUUCCUUGUAUCAGAGUCCGUGGUUCACUUGCUGAUAGCGAUGACGGUAACAAUCAGAGAAAAUCUGGAUUACUUACUCGAUAUAUGAAGGAGGUUCAUGCACCCAUUCUAGGUGUAUGGGGGGUCAAAUUGGUUGUCAUUGUAAUUUUUGUUGCAUUAUCACUCGCCAGCAUUGCAUUAUGUACAAGAAUUCAACCUGGUUUGGAACAACAAAUAGUUCUGCCUCGAGACUCAUAUCUUCAAGGUUACUUCAAUAAUGUCUCGGAGUAUCUCAGAAUUGGUGCACCUCUAUAUUUUGUAGUGAAAAACUAUAAUUACAGUUCAGAAUCAAGCCAGACGAAUCAAUUGUGCUCUAUCAACCAUUGUGAUUCCAACUCCCUUUUAAAUGAAAUAUCAAAAGCGUCUGUGGUACCUACGUCAAGCUACAUAGCUAAACCUGCUGCUUCAUGGCUUGAUGACUUUCUUGUUUGGGUAUCUCCAGAAGCUUUUGGCUGCUGCCGGAAGUUCACUAAUGCAACUUAUUGUCCUCCUGAUGAUCAGCCUCCCUGUUGUACUUCAAGUGAUGGUUCCUGUACUGUAAACAGCGUUUGCAAGGACUGUACCACGUGUUUUCGUCACUCAGAUUUCCAAAAUGAUCGUCCAACUACGACACAAUUCAAGGAGAAGCUUCCGUGGUUCCUCAGUUCUUUGCCUUCUGCUGAUUGUGCAAAAGGUGGCCAUGGGGCUUACACCAACAGUGUAGAACUCAACGGCUUUGAGAAUGGUGUUAUUCAAGCAUCUUCAUUCCGUACGUAUCACACUCCUCUAAACAAGCAGGCUGAUUUUGUCAACUCAAUGAGGGCUGCACGAGAAUUUAGUUCAAGGGUCUCCAAAUCCUUACAGAUUGAGGUGUUUCCUUAUUCCGUAUUUUACAUGUUCUUCGAGCAAUAUCUUGACAUAUGGAAGACGGCACUAGUCAGUCUUGCAGUAGCUGUUGGUGCCGUGUUUAUUGUCUGCCUGGUGAUUACUUGUAGCAUAUGGAGCUCGGGUAUAAUUGUACUAGUGCUGGUGAUGAUUCUUGUGGAUCUCCUGGGAGUUAUGGCUAUUUUAGACAUCCAACUAAAUGCUGUGUCUGUCGUAAACCUCGUGAUGUCAGUGGGUAUUUCUGUGGAGUUUUGUGUACAUAUAACACAUGCUUUCUUGGUUAGUAGCGGAGAUAGAGAUCAACGAACGAAGGAGGCUUUGGGUACAAUGGGUGCUUCAGUUUUCAGUGGCAUAACAAUUACAAAACUAGUAGGAGUAAUCGUCCUUUGCUUCUCAAGGACAGAAAUCUUUGUGGUUUACUACUUUCAAAUGUACCUGGCCUUGGUCCUUCUGGGUUUCUUGCAUGGACUAAUUUUCUUACCUGUGGUGCUAAGCAUGUUUGGGCCGCCUUCUAGACGAGUUCUAGUUGAGAGGAAAGAUCAUAACAAUUCUUUUGCUUCACCAUCAUUAUAACUUAUGCUACACAAAAGUAGGUUUUCACUCGCCCUCUCAUUCUCUUCGGUGAAAUUUUCUUCCCAAGCGUCAUAGUAUUUAUAUGUCCCGUGUUCGGGAAAAAAAUAGUGGUAACACAUGUAUAUAGUGGUACCUCAAGUUAUAGACUACAGAUGAGCAUAGAUGUAACUUUACUUGUAACCCAUAUUUCCUAUUAUUAACUACGUAUAAUUUGUAGCUCACUUGAUCAGUAUGACAAGCGAUAGUGAGUUCUGUAGUGUAGCUUUCAUGCAUUUGAGCUUUUUUAAAUCUUGAACUCUUCACAAUUGAUCCAAA